AUGUUGACCCCUUUCCUUCUCCUCCUUCUCCUCACCCCCCUCGCCGCCCCAUCCCCAACCCCCCAAAACACCACCGCCUCAACCACAGCCUUCAAAUGCGGCACAGCAAUAACCAACACCGGUUUCGCGGAGCAGCUGCUAGCGACCGGCGCAUGCCAGAACGUGCAGAACGAGUACGAGCCGUAUAAGACGCUGUAUAAUUACUACUGUGGGGUGUGUGUUGCGCAUCUGUGGAGGGAUUGCACUGGUGGGAUUACGUAUUGGGGCGGUCCUAUUGGGGUUAGGGAUCAGGGGGUGGGGAUUCCGUGGUCGUUUAGUUAUGCUUGUUUUUAA
Messenger RNA from Dothidotthia symphoricarpi CBS 119687, 333 nucleotides. RefSeq lists its product as uncharacterized. The coding region runs from base 1 to 333 and encodes 110 amino acids. The record is from RefSeq and is a predicted model, not a curated record. The transcript has 2 exons. NCBI's taxonomy places the organism in Eukaryota, Fungi, Ascomycota, Dothideomycetes, Pleosporales, Dothidotthiaceae.